Molecule: messenger RNA, 1356 nt
Organism: Mya arenaria
Lineage: Eukaryota; Metazoa; Mollusca; Bivalvia; Myida; Myidae
Product: ras-related protein Rap-2b-like
Exons: 2
Coding region: 143-802 (219 amino acids)
Molecular function (GO): GTP binding; GTPase activity
Source: RefSeq, a predicted model, not a curated record
AUUUGACCUGACCACUUUGCCUUAGAUACUAUAAUAUUUAUCUCGGAGACAAUGUUUAUAAGACAAAUUGUUUUAAUUAAUUAUUUAGUUUUAUUAAAUAAGUGCUGCGGAGGAUAAAAAUGAAGCGUUGAUUGAUAAAGCAAUGCCAGUAGGAAAGGAUUUAAUAAAGCAAAACUUUCGGGUCGUAGUCAUGGGAACCGCUGGCGUCGGGAAAAGUUCUAUAAUAAGCAAAUUUAUGCACGACAAAUUCACUGAAAGCCAUAAAGAAACUAUAGAAGAACUGCACCGACACCGGAUGCGGUUUGAAAGUGUGAGUGUUGAAAUCGACAUUCUUGACACAUCCGGCUCUCAUCAGUUCCCGGCGAUGAGAAAACUUGCAAUAGCAACAGGGGACGCAUUCCUGCUAGUAUUUUCUGCGAAUAACCCAGAAAGUUUUGAAACUGUUAAACAACUUCGAGAUGAAAUAAGAGAGCAGAAACAAAAGGGACAGUACUCAAUCGUUGUUGUCGCGAAUAAAACGGAUUUAGACGAUGAUGAUAGCCACUCACAUGCAGUGACCGAUUCGGUUGUGUGUAUGGACUGGGAGGAAAAGUUUGUUACUACAUCUGCCAAAACAGGCGACAAUAUUGACACUGUCUUCCAAGCCCUUGAAGAUAAAAUCAGAGAAAGAAUUACGCUUGAAGAAAAACGCCUGACAUUUAUCAGAAGAAUUUCAAUGCCAGUGAUGAGAAUAGCAAAAUCAGAAAAGGCAGCGCCUGGUCUUUUCAAGAGCAAAUCUCGAACACAUUCUAUGGAAAAUUAAAAUUAAAAGGUGCUGCUGUUACGGCAAUUGCAUCCUAAAACUUUAAAAUAUAUACAAUUUGUAUGUCAACAAUGUGCCAUAAUUGUUUUUGUACAAUAUGUAUAUACCUAAUGUUCAAAACAUUAAUUUUAUGUUGUAAAAUAAUUCUGACAUAGUAAUCUUAGUGAUCUUCUUUGAAUGUUUUAAGUUGACAUUACGUAAAUGCCUUAUAUGAUUCUAAAUUCAGCAGAAAUAACAAUAACUGUUAUUGAUAAAGAAAUAUAUUUUUGUGUUCUUAAUUUAUGCAUAUAGAUACUGUUUGUGUUUUAGUAAUGUUGCGUGUACGGUUUUACCAACAUAAGUGAACGCUAUAUUUGAAUGACAUCAGUUCGCUUUGUUUUUUUAUGUCAAAUGUUCUGUGGUUCUAAUACUGUUAGUGUAAUACCACAUGUUAUCCAGAUUGAUUGGCGAUAUAGUUAGAUUUUCGAAAACAUAUUGGCUUCAGGCUUUUACAUUGUUGUUUAUUGUCUAUUGAUAUAAAUCAUGUAAAUUGUAUUGCCUGAAGUUGUUUUCUU